AUGGGAAUCAAAGCAGCUCUUCCCAGAAAAGCCUUCAAGACAACCGUUCAGCCAGGAUGGUACUACUUUGGCAGAAAAAUGGAUACGGCUGACAUCGAAUGGAUGAUGUGGUUCUCCACGUUCAGAGAGCACAUCAUCUUUGCUCUCUCAGGUCAUGUGCUCUUUGCCAAGAUCUGCUCUAUGCUGGCUCCUCAGUACAAAGCGGUGGUUUACAUGGCGUACGGUAUGCUGGCCGUUUUCACCAGUAUGGGCUGGGCGUACGUCACUCUCAUCCUCUCUCACUGUGUGCUGUUGUACAGCAUCUCUCUGGUUAAGCUCAGGUGGCUCUGCUUUGCGGCCGGUCUCACAACACUGGCCACCUUUAAAAUGGAGCCUUUCAUUUCCUGGCAGGCAGGAUUUGUUAGCGGCUCUUUCGAGCUUCGUCCUAUCUUGUUCUACGGUGGUUGUGGGUUCACCAUCAUGCGCUGCAUGAGCUUCGCUCUUGAUAACUGUGAGAGGAAGGAUGGAAACUACAGCAUCCUGGAGCUGCUCAAGUACAACUUUUACCUUCCCUUUUUUUACUUCGGGCCCAUCAUGACCUUCGACAAGUUCUACAUUCAGGUCAAUAAACCAAACCUUAGCAGGAAGGAAGGGGAGAUGUGGAAUAUCUCCAUCCAAGCCCUGCUGCACCUAGCGGUCAUUACUAUAGUCGCAAUCAUCUUUCACUUCAUGUACUUUCUGACUAUACCCAGUGACAUGAAGCUCCUCAAACACAUCUCUGACUGGGCACUAAUCGGACUGGCCUACUUCACUCUGGUGUAUGACUGGGUGAAAGCAGCUGUGAUGUUCGGGGUGAUAAACACAGUGUCAAGACUGGAUCAUCUGGACCCUCCCAGACCGCCAAAAUGCAUCACUAUGCUUUAUGUGUUCUCUGAGACACACUUUGAUCGAGGAAUCAACGACUGGCUCUGCAAAUAUGUCUAUAACUAUCUUGGAGGGAAACAUGAUGACCUUUUGGAUGAGCUGAUCGCAUCUCUGUGCACGUUUGGUGUUGCCACCGUCUGGCUUGGCCCGAGCUGGGUAGUCUUCAUCUGGGCUUUUCUAAACUGCUUUGGCCUUAAUUUAGAAUUAUGGACCGUCAAGUUCUUCACCAUGGAGCCCUUUAUUUCUAUCGAGAUGGCAUUAUCUGAAUCAAUGUCCCGCAGAAUAAGGGCUGUGCUUAAUACCUUUAACUUCUGGACGAUUGUUCUCUACAACGUUUUGGCCCUGAGCGGUCUUGAUUUUGCAAAGCUUGUGGCUAAGAGAUUGUUACUUAAAGGUUUUCCCUUCACUACCAUCACUGUGAUGUUUGUUACCUACUGCCUGAUUCAGUUGAUUAAGGAAAUGGAAAGAAGACAGGCUAUGAUUGAUGAUCCAGACCCAAUCCCCCCACCUGCCCCUGUUCCUCCACCCACAAAUGCACCCAGUACCACCACCACAGUUCCCAGUACCACCCAGAUAGAUGCUGCUGCCGCCCAGCCUGUGGACACAAAGGAGAAAGCAGAGUAGAGAUUAGAUGAAUGUUAAUCUUUUCAGUUACUUCAUGGCUUACUUGUGGUCCUUUUUUUGAAAAGUUUGAAAUUUUACAGGUUUGGUCAACAUUCAUUGGCUGCUUUUGACAGAUGUGUGUUACAGAUACAUUGUUGUUUUGAGAAAAUUAGUGGAAGGAUUUUCUUACAAAAAAUGUUUUAAUGUAGUUUUAGGUGAAAUACUUCUGGCAAAUAUUCAAAGUUUUCUUUAAAGCAGUGUUUGGUGUAACUAGUUACUAAGCAAAUAGUUACUGU
Molecule: messenger RNA, 1802 nt
Organism: Triplophysa dalaica
Lineage: Eukaryota; Metazoa; Chordata; Actinopteri; Cypriniformes; Nemacheilidae
Gene: hhatlb
Product: hedgehog acyltransferase like, b
Exons: 11
Coding region: 1-1527 (508 amino acids)
Biological process (GO): negative regulation of N-terminal protein palmitoylation
Cellular component (GO): endoplasmic reticulum
Molecular function (GO): acyltransferase activity
Source: RefSeq, a predicted model, not a curated record